Dibothriocephalus latus is the source of this 492-nucleotide messenger RNA. Lineage: Eukaryota; Metazoa; Platyhelminthes; Cestoda; Diphyllobothriidea; Diphyllobothriidae. The record is from the annotation of a GenBank genome assembly.
AUGGCCCUGCAACAGUUUGCAAAUGAAGUCGAAUUGACUUGGUCAAUUACCGGAGAUCCUGAAAGGACUGUCAUGCCCGUGAUGACGAUUCCUGAACAACUCCCGAAAAUAUGCUCAGGCAGUUAUGCAACUGUCAUCGGACUGAUUGAAAAUCCAAAGAAACUAAACAUUUCUGGGACCGUUACCUUGAAAUUCAAUGUAAAGGGCCAAACCUACACCAUUUCGGCACAUGUUCCUGAGGCAAAGAUGCCGCGCCAGGAGAAGUCCGGUGAGUCGAGUCUACCCUUUCACAUGGAGGCAGCAAUGAUGCAAAUUCUCGAGCUGUCUGACAAACACGCAUCGCUGGAUACGACAAAGGAAGAUCAGUUGGAGGAGGCCGCGCGUAUCCAGAAAAAAAUUGUUGCCUUGUCAACUAGCGCCAACGUGAUCUCCAGAUUCACCGCAUUUGUUGGUGUUGAUCCAGAGAAGUCAGGUGAGUUCCGUCCGCCGUAG